Spodoptera frugiperda (fall armyworm) is the source of this 1205-nucleotide messenger RNA. Its product is annotated as farnesol dehydrogenase-like. Lineage: Eukaryota; Metazoa; Arthropoda; Insecta; Lepidoptera; Noctuidae. The transcript has 7 exons. The coding region runs from base 168 to 917 and encodes 249 amino acids. The record is from RefSeq and is a predicted model, not a curated record.
GCUCGCAUUUAAUUGAAUAUUGGGCCUUUUCUAUAUUACGGUAUCUGAGUAUCUGAGGCUUUCGAAUUGAUUGCGAAUCAUUCUGCUCGGCUCAGCGGCAUUGAACGGUCUCUUGGAAAUUAGUGUCAAAGUCUGUGUAAAAACUUAAACAAAGCAAGGGAAACAUCAUGGACCGCUGGAUCGGCAAGACAGCUGUGGUGACUGGUGCGAGCUCAGGCAUUGGAUCAGGCAUCGCUGUGGGCUUUGCGAACGCCGGCAUCAAUGUCAUCGGCCUUGCAAGGAGAACUGAAGCUAUUGAAGCCUUGAAAAGCCAAGUGACUGGUACGGGCUGCAUAACAGGUCGUCGCUGCGACGUGUCGAGUGCUGAAGAAGUGGCUGCCACGUUCAAAUGGAUUGGUGAGAACUUCGGCUGCGUCCAUAUACUGGUCAAUAACGCCGGUAUCUUCGUUACUGGUGGGAUUACAGAUGCGGGCAACGACAUGAUAAGCGAGAAGGACAUCAUAGCGAUCCUCGACACAAACUUGAAAGGCCCCAUAUUGUGCGCCAGGCAUGCCAUCGCGUCGAUGAUAUGCAAUAAAUUCGACGGACAUGUGAUCAACAUUAACAGUAUUGCCGGCCAUUACGUGCCGAUGUCGUCGAAGUUCAACGUGUACACGAGCUCCAAGUAUGGAAUCACUGGCUUCACUGCCGGCCUGCUGAACGAGCUGGCUGACCAUAAGAAUAAAAUCAAAGUUACCAGCGUAUCCCCCGGCUUGGUGAACACGAGCCUGAACGUGGUGGCUGAGAACGCGUCGGACGCGAUGCCCGCGCUGCGCCCCAAGGACAUCGCUGAUGCGUGUCUCUACAUACUCUCUACGCCACCCACCGUCAAUAUAAACGAGCUCACAAUAACGCCAGUCACUGAAAGGAGGUUGUGAAUAAAUAGGUUAUUGACUAUAACAUAUGGCACUGCGCUAGAACAUUUAGGCUUAAGACUAGUAAGACGAGUUGGCGAAGGCUGAUGAUGCGAUGCCCAUCAUACUGGUGGCGAAUUGAAGUAUAGAUCGGAGUAUUGACAUCUUAAGCGUCCAAAGCGGGGACACUGCUGGCUGCGUAGAAGAUUCCGUUUGCUCCUAUAAAAAAAAAAAAAUUGACAUAAAUAAAAAGUUAGGUUGCAUAGUUUACCAUUGGUCUGUAAACUUUUGAACAGGUUAAAAACUGGAAAA